This is a messenger RNA of Camellia sinensis, 640 nucleotides long. RefSeq names its product protein disulfide-isomerase. Gene Ontology annotation, cellular component: endoplasmic reticulum. The record is from RefSeq and is a predicted model, not a curated record. Lineage: Eukaryota; Viridiplantae; Streptophyta; Magnoliopsida; Ericales; Theaceae. Gene Ontology annotation, biological process: response to endoplasmic reticulum stress; protein folding. Gene Ontology annotation, molecular function: protein disulfide isomerase activity.
GGAACCAAAUUCCUCCACGAAUAGAGAGACAGAGAAGAGAAGGGGGGGUUUAGAAAGAGAAAGCUUAGGAGUAAUGGUGUCUAGGUUUUUGAUCUGCACGUUGAUCUUCGUUUUCUCUCUCAUCGUUUCAUCGUUUGCUUGGAAAGAGUCCGUUCUGAGUCUAGAUAACUCCAACUUCUACGAGACGGUUGGCAAGCACGACUUCAUCGUCGUUCAUUUCUACGUUCCAUGGUGUGGCUUCAACAAUAAGUUUGCUUCAGAGUAUGAGAAAGCUGCAACUGUACUGAGUGGCUACGAUGCUCGAAUCACCCUAGCAAAAGUUGAUGUCAAUGAAGAAAAAAGCGAGGGACUUGCAAGUGAAUUUAAGAUUUCAAGUUACCCAACAAUUAAGAUCUUGAGAUAUGGAGGGAACCAUGUUCAAGAUUACCUAGGACCUCGGGAUGCUGACGGUAUUGUUGCUUAUUUAAUUAAGCAAAGGGCUCCUCCUCCUGAUAAAUUAAAAUCCGGAGAAGAUUUAUAUUCAGAUAUGUACCUUGGUAUUCCUCUGUCCCACUUUGAUCCCUUAUGAAAAUUUAACUUUUCAAGGGGAGACUUUUAAUCACUAAACUUGAAUUUAAAUUUUAAAAUAUUAAACUUAAAA